GCCUAGCAUGAAAAUCAACGAAAAGAACCUGUGCGUCUUCGCGAAGGCACCGCCCUUUGACAUGGAAGGCUUCCUCAACAAGCGGGGCGAGGUCAAUAAGGCCUUCCAGAGACGCUACUUUGUGCUGAAGGGUAACCUGCUCUUUUAUUUCGAGUCGCGUACCGACAAAGAGCCCCUGGGACUGAUCAUUGUCGAGGGCUGUACCAUUGAGCUGUCGAAUGAGGUGGACAACUACUGCUUCGAAAUAGCAUUUAACGGCAAUCGCACCUACAUACUCUCCGCUGACAACCAGGAGAGCAUGGAGACGUGGAUGAAGGCUCUCACCUGCGCAGGCUAUGAGUACAAGCGUAUCAUUUUGGCCGAACUACAGAGGCAGCUGCAGGAACUGGACGAUUCCAGGAACAAAGUGCUUGGGAGUGCCAUAGACGGGUCUCAAAGUUCUGCAAGGGAAACUAGGCCAAGACCGCCGCCCAGGCGUACUAAUCCUUUUAACCGCCCGGCUCCUCCGCCGCCCGACAGUUCCUUAAAGGGCGGUGUAGUUAUGUCACCCAUGCCCUUUAUAAAUGGUUACUUUGGCUCCAGCAACGCGCGUCUCCAGCAAGAGCAGUUAAUGAUGAAACAAGAUGCCACCAACAGAAGUCCGCAUGGCACCCCCAAGACAGUCCGUCGCCUCCCGCCUCCCACUCAUACAGCUACCAGCGUUUUCUACCCAGAUGCGCGAGGUCCAGAAAUAGUUGGCGGCGUAUCUACAGUAUUACCGCGCGGCCCCAACAACAAUAAGGUCAACACGGGCCACACAAACAGCGCCAAGGAAGACUUCAUCCGGACCCAUGAGCGUUUUCGGCAGGAACUGAUGCCAGAAGUAAAGGCUUAUCGCAAGCGCCACAAUCAGCCCCUUAUCCAGCUGUGAUAACAAAGCGGAGAGGGCUGCUUUAUCGACAAGCCAAUCAUUUGUAUUACUCGCUAUUGUGCUAAACCAAUUCGCGUUUUGAACUUACUAUGUUUUAAUCCACCUGAUUUGUUUAAAUAAACGAAAUCUGAUUAGUGAAAA
Messenger RNA from Drosophila serrata, 1051 nucleotides. RefSeq names its product Inositol phosphatase interacting protein (gene IPIP). Gene Ontology annotation, biological process: retrograde transport, endosome to Golgi; receptor recycling; endosome organization. The record is from RefSeq and is a predicted model, not a curated record. Gene Ontology annotation, cellular component: recycling endosome; early endosome; trans-Golgi network. Lineage: Eukaryota; Metazoa; Arthropoda; Insecta; Diptera; Drosophilidae.